Molecule: messenger RNA, 1148 nt
Organism: Anoplopoma fimbria (sablefish)
Lineage: Eukaryota; Metazoa; Chordata; Actinopteri; Perciformes; Anoplopomatidae
Gene: malsu1
Product: mitochondrial assembly of ribosomal large subunit 1
Exons: 4
Coding region: 128-808 (226 amino acids)
Biological process (GO): negative regulation of ribosome biogenesis; negative regulation of translation
Cellular component (GO): mitochondrion
Molecular function (GO): ribosomal large subunit binding
Source: RefSeq, a predicted model, not a curated record
CGAGAACCAUUUCCUGUUUGUAGCUCUUGAUAUUCUCGCAUGGACGACACUGCUUGUGUUCAGACACGGUUAAGAAACUUACAGAGCAUCAACGCAGUGAUGUUGUGAUGUUGUAUAAAUUGAAAUCAUGAAUAUUCUUAAUCGCUCUCAGAAGCUGGUGUCAUCGGUAUUUAGAAGUAGCGUUUUAAUGGAGCAAACUGUUUCUAGAAGCCUCUGUUCUGUCCCCAAAGCUCACAGUGUGUCCUCACGUCAGCACAGGUAUCAUGUGACGUCAUCCACACGUCACUUAGAAACAAGAAGAUUCUAUUCAGAGUUGCGUGAUGAAAACAGUGAUUCAAAGAGGAGCUCUGCCAUGUGUCCGGAGGAAGAGCUGGACAGCAGGGCCCUGAGUCAGAGAACCCCUGACACUUUCACUCUUGACGUGUUGGUGUCUCUACUGCGUCAGGAAAAUGCCGUGGACAUCUGUGUGAUUAAAGUACCAGAGCACAUCAAAUAUGCAGAGUACUUCAUCGUUGUCAGCGGUGUAUCAGCGAGACACCUCCGCGCAAUGGCCCUUUAUGCCAUCAAAGUGUACAAGUUUCUGAAGAAAACUAGAGCUCCAAAUGUCAAUAUUGAAGGGAAAGAUGCAGAGGACUGGAUGUGUAUUGACUUUGGAAAUAUGGUUGUUCACUUCAUGCUACCAGAGACCAGAGAAGUGUAUGAACUGGAGAAACUCUGGACUCUCCGCACGUAUGAUGAGCAACUAAAGAGCAUGCCCAUUGAGACUCUACCAGAGGACUUCAUAUAUGAUGUUGAAGUCACAAAGUGACAAAUCAUCUGAGCUGUGUGCACAGAAUUUACUACUUCUUUGUGACUUUGGAUGCAUCCUUCCUGUCCCUUUGUGUAGAAAGGCGUUUUUUUUUUUGUCACUUAAAAUGAUUUGUGUUUGAAAUUGAAAGGGAUUGAACAGCAGUAUUUUGGGAAUAACUGCCCCCAUCAUAUUGAUUUAUCAUAUACACUUUUCUUUUCACAUUAUUUAACCAUUAUGGGGCAUCAGGUGUUAUUUCUAUAUUAACAUUGUUUAUGUUUAACUGAUUUUUGUGUAUGCUGGAAAAAAAUAUGAAUGUUGUAACAUAUUGUGGUGGUUAAAAAUAAAUUAUUUUAAAACC